Molecule: messenger RNA, 609 nt
Organism: Salvia splendens (bonfire salvia)
Lineage: Eukaryota; Viridiplantae; Streptophyta; Magnoliopsida; Lamiales; Lamiaceae
Product: bifunctional bis(5'-adenosyl)-triphosphatase/adenylylsulfatase FHIT-like
Exons: 4
Coding region: 1-462 (153 amino acids)
Molecular function (GO): catalytic activity
Source: RefSeq, a predicted model, not a curated record
AUGGAAACUGAGAGUUUCACAUUUGGUCCAUACAAAAUCGACCCCAGAGGAGUGUUCUACUCUACUCAAUUCUCGUACGCGAUGGUCAAUUUGCGCCCUCUCGUGCUUGUCUGCCCAAGACGUGUUGUUAAGCGUUUCAUUGAUCUAACUGCUGAUGAGACGAGUGACCUAUGGCUCACGGCACAUAAGAUUGGGCCCCAGCUUGAGUCCUACCAUAAGGCAUCUUCACUGACACUCAAUAUCCAAGACGGGCCUCAGGCUGGACAGACCGUUCCUCAUGUCCACAUCCACAGAAUUCCACGGAAAGUUGGUGAUUUUGAGAAGAACGAUGAGAUCUAUGAUGCUAUUGAUGCGAAGGAGAAGGCGCUGAAAGAGAAGUUUGAUCUCGACAAGGAAAGGAAGGACAGAAGCUUGGAAGAGAUGGCCGAAGAGGCGGAUCAAUACAGAAAACUAUUCAUAUAGGAACCGCUUGAUAUCCUCUUCAGGUGAGGAAACCAUCAUUACCUGCCUGUAUUGUUCUGUAGCCGGUUUGGCUGACCUAACCUUGUGUCGAACAUUUUCAUAUCGACUUGUUACUAAUAAAGUAAUAAACCUAAGAUUUAAGCAAUC